UCCAGACAUGGCAGGUUUGGUUAGGUUUGCUGCAGAAGAAAAAAACAAUGACGUUUAAGAGCCAUACUCACCAAUUAUGCACAAAGGAAAGAAUCCGCAGAGCAUAAACAAUUAUUUUAAGAAACUAAAUAAACAAUCAUGGAAAUGGAACAUUCUAUUUCACUGAAGCCUAAUUGGGAAUAAACUUGGUAGUUGCUACAUAACAACAGAAGGGUCCCAAUAUAAACUUUUUGUCUACCAAACUCAAAAAGUUGAAGGUAGGUUUGGAUCUUUCCUUCUCAUUGUUUUCCCACUUCCUUAGGCUUGUCUUCUAUCGUUAAUAUUAAAAGGGAUCGAAACAGACCUCGUCUUCCCAAUUUUUUUUGUGAGAAAAUGGAAAGAGAGAGAAUCCAUAUUUUCAUGACAAUUGUCACUAUAUGGUAGCUCCUUUACAGUAUCCUCUUCUAUUGUCUUUGUUUGAUUCCACUUGUGAUCUUCCUCCUCCCCACAACUUAAGCCCAACUUCUCUUUUCCAAAGACAGGGAAUAUAAAGAGCACUUCUCGCUUUCAUAACUUUUGUAGGAAACCCACAAGGAAUAUAGAGAACACUACCAUGACGGACUCCAACCCACCACUCUUCCAUCGAUAUGAGUUGCUUUUGCAAUCCAAAGCUCAAUUACAACUACUUAACAAUGGCAAUCAACAAAUUAACUCUGUCAUGGAGGAAUGUCAGCUUCCUCUUAUUGAUCUUACAGGUUUGGAAAGUAGCAAUGAAAAGGAGAGGAGGGCUUGCAGUAGAGAAAUUUUUGGAGCGUCGGCAGAAUGGGGAUUCUUCCAAGUGAUAAACCAUGGGAUACGCACAGAGCUGCUGAGCAGAAUGAGCAAAGAACAAAUGAAGUUAUUUGGGGUACCAUUUGAGAAAAAAUCUACAAGUGGGAUUUUGGAUCAUUCUUACAGAUGGGGAACACCAACUGCAGCCCACCCAAACCAGUUCUCUUGGUCUGAAGCUUUUCACAUUCCCCUCACAAAGGUCUCUGAAGCUGCCUGCUAUGGCGAGUUCAUUAACUUAAGGGAAGUGAUGGAGGAACUGGCAACCGCCAUGUCGAAGUUAGCAAGAUCUUUAGCAGGAGUUUUAGUGGAGUGUUUGGGCCACCGAAAAGAAAUAUUUGACGAUAUCUGCGACGAAAGCACAUGCUUCCUCCGAUUGAAUCAUUACCCAAUCUGUCCAUUUCCCGGCGAAGUUUCCGGCCUGGUGCCCCACACGGACAGCGAUUUUCUUACCAUACUUCAUCAAGAUCGCAGCGGCGGGCUGCAGCUGAUGAAAGGAUCGCAAUGGGUAGCUGUAAAACCCAAUCCAGAAGCCCUUGUUGUCAACAUUGGAGAUCUUCUACAGGUGUGGAGCAAUGAUACUUACAAAAGUGUGAAGCACAGGGUCGUGACUAAUUCAAUGCGGGAAAGAUAUUCGAUAGCGUACUUCCUCUGCCCUUCUUAUCAUUCUCCAAUUGGGAGUUGCAGACAACCUUCACCGUAUAGACACUUCACUUUCGCUGAGUACAGAAAGCAAGUUAGAGAUGAUGUGGAAAAAAUUGGAUACAAAGUAGGUCUUUCAAAAUUUCGGCUCGUCAAUAUCAAUACCAAUUCAAACUCAAAUAACUAG
Messenger RNA from Cucurbita pepo subsp. pepo (vegetable marrow), 1636 nucleotides. Its product is annotated as gibberellin 2-beta-dioxygenase 6-like. The record is from RefSeq and is a predicted model, not a curated record. NCBI's taxonomy places the organism in Eukaryota, Viridiplantae, Streptophyta, Magnoliopsida, Cucurbitales, Cucurbitaceae.